Molecule: messenger RNA, 2037 nt
Organism: Parnassius mnemosyne (clouded apollo)
Lineage: Eukaryota; Metazoa; Arthropoda; Insecta; Lepidoptera; Papilionidae
Source: the annotation of a GenBank genome assembly
AUGACCAUAUCAUACGCCGGGGAGGUUCCAAAUGGCAGCAGUUUUGGUUGUUUCUGGCGGAUCCUUUGCAAAUGGAGAGGCAGCGUGUACAAGCUGGUGUGGCGCGAGUUGCUAGCCUAUCUUACACUAUACUACACGAUCAACUUAUUGUAUCGAUUUGCACUAACUGAACAACAGCAAAGGGUAUUCGAGAAAGUUCGGCAGUACUUCGGCGCCCAGAGUGAGUCCAUACCGAUGUCGUUCGUGUUGGGCUUCUACGUAAGCCUGGUGGUGAAGCGAUGGUGGGAGCAGUACAAGCUACUACCCUGGCCCGACACACUCGCCCUCUUCAUCUCGGCGGGGAUACCUGGAGCGGACGAGACUGGUAGACUAAUGAGAAGAAACAUAGUCAGAUACGCUAUCUUAGCUUACGUCAUCACGCUGCAAAGGGUGUCACUUCGAGUUAAGAGAAGGUUCCCGACUUGGCAACACGUCGUGGACUCCGGUCUUAUGCUUGAGAGCGAAAGGAAAGUGUUCGAGAAGAUGGACGGAAAAAGUCCAAUGUCAAAAUACUGGAUGCCUCUGGUAUGGGCCACAAAUAUAAUUAACAGAGCUCGCAAAGAAGGCUUAAUCACAAGCGACCAUAUAGUUCAAACAUUGCUGGUGGAGCUGUCGGACAUACGAAGGCGGUUGGGGGCACUAAUUGGGUACGACACUGUGUGCGUACCUCUCGUCUAUACCCAGGUGGUGACGUUAGCUCUUUAUACAUACUUCGUGGCCGCACUAAUGGGCCGGCAGCUAGUGCCACCUGCCCCAGGCAGCACUUCAAAAUAUGAACCCGACGUAUAUUUUCCUCUAUUUACGGCUUUGCAGUUUUGUUUCUACGUUGGAUGGCUAAAGGUGGCCGAAGUACUUAUAAAUCCGUUUGGCGAGGACGAUGACGAUAUUGAAUUAAAUUGGCUAAUAGACAGGCACAUCAAGGCAGCCUAUAUGAUAGUAGACGAAAUGCAUGAAGAGCAUCCAGAGCUUCUAAAAGAUCAGUACUGGGAGGAGGUGGUCCCCAAAGACCUGCCGUAUACUGUUGCUUCCGAACAUUACCGACGUCAUGAGCCGCCCUGUUCCGCCGACCACUACAAGGUUAAGGCUGAAGAUGCGGUGUACGCUAAUGUACAAGCGCCAAGGAAGAGCCACGACGAAACUUAUGCUGAUUACGAAAGUGUUGAUACACCGUUAGUUGAACGAAGAAAAAAUUGGUUUCAAAGGCAAAUCUCAAGAAUGGGAUCAGUUCGAUCUGCAUCUACUGCUUAUUCUUCAGGAGGUCUUUUUGGACGAAACCGUCACAACUCCGUCGUAUAUUCAAGCCCAGAAGCCGGGCAACCUAUCGCUCCACUGCCUCCACACCACAAGAUGUCGCUCUAUGAGAGGCUAGUUGGACGUAAAUCUGGGCGUGGUCAGCAUCGACAAAAUUCCAGACAUGGUGGACAAAAGAGCAACGGCUCUGCAAUACCAAUAACUCUUCGUAACCGACCGCGAAUACCGACACCGGACGUAACCAAAGAGGUAAUGGACCGUGAAAACCGGCUUGCGAUGGGAAUGCAAAACAUGGGAGUGAUAAUGGCACACCAGGGCUACCAGAACGAGGUGCCCGUACUAGGAGCUCUGGUGCUAUCACCGAUACAAGAGCUUGACAGUGGAUCUGUGAAUAAUACUUUACACGCCGGUCAGCCGGGAACCACUGCGCUUGCGCAGGCAGUUUUGUCUCCGGCUCUCACUUCGUCGGGACUAGCGCCAAUGUUGACAGCAGCGCCAGUGGUCUCAUCUGUAACGUUAUCGCCUAUGGGCGUAUCACAGCUGACUUUGGUGAAUGGGUCAGCGCCGUCGACGCCACGUAUGGAUAGAGGCGCGGGGACCACUUCGACCCCACCGCCGGUACGCGCGACUGUCACCGAAGUGCCAUCCUCGGACCGUGAUAGCGAGCAUAGCGCCGCUAGUACUGGCACUCCACCAGAGUUCAGUCGAAAGCCCGGCGGCUCAAAACGGGGCGAAGUCUACGUAUAA